This is a messenger RNA of Gigantopelta aegis, 1855 nucleotides long. RefSeq lists its product as uncharacterized. NCBI's taxonomy places the organism in Eukaryota, Metazoa, Mollusca, Gastropoda, Neomphalida, Peltospiridae. The coding region runs from base 1217 to 1855 and encodes 212 amino acids. The transcript is spliced from 2 exons. The record is from RefSeq and is a predicted model, not a curated record.
CCCUUUGGGCCAUCAGUUAUGCACCCCCCCCCCCCCAUAUAAAUGUCUACGUACAGGCCUGUAUAGAGUUAAUUUUGUAGUCCACAUUUGGUGCAUGUCACAUGACCAUAUGCUAGUUCACCAAGAUAAUCCUCGCGUGCAAGCACAAACAGCGAGGUUUAUCUUGUCUAGGCAUUCCGCCAUUAGCAGCUUCUGGACAACGGUUCCGAGUAAUUUUGCUCGGAACGAAAUUGCGGUCAAAAUAACGAUUACCAUCACAUUUCCACACCCUAAUCGUAUAUUGUGAUCUAUUUCGAGCUCACUGAGACCAAGAAAUACUUACUUUGAAACAAUCUUCACUUUGAAUUAAAGGAAAAAAGUCCUACUUUACCGAGCGGAUUCUAGCAGCCACUUUCUAGCAGACAAUUACGCUGGCAGACAAUUACACCGGACUCGUAUGCCUUUCAAACACACCGAUAUGCUAAUUAUUAGUAUUCACUAUAACUUAAGAAUUUCAGAGUUUAAAAGAAUAUCUUUAUAUAAGAAACCACACAAAAUCAAAAUAACAACAAAGACUCAUUUUUAUGUCUUGAAAGGUCUUCGAAAGGUGUAUGAGUCCGGUGUUUAGAACGUCGCCAUGCGUGUCAGCUGAAAUUGUCUGCCAGCGUAAUUGUCUGCUAGAAAGUGGCCAGAUUAACAAGGCUAAAUUUUGUAAUUUGUAUGCCUCCUAGUAUUUUUUUUUUCUCUAUUAUUAUAUUUAAUUUAUAGACAGCACGGGGCAAGUACGUUACAUAAAUACUUUUACCACACUUACUACGUCCCUCCGGUGCUAAAAAUUUAACAAACGCAUCGCAUAUAAUUGCUUUUUGUCUAAAACAAAUCAAGAAAAGUACUUAAUAUUAUAACCUCAUGGGGGCAAGAGCUCCACCCGUUUCCCCCCAUCAUUUAUAAUAGUUUAUUAAUGUUUCCUUCUCUUUUUUUUUGUCGUUUUGUAGCAUGAUGAUAUUAGUUAGGGUUAGGGUUAGGGUUAGGGAUAUAUAUACCCCAUCAAAAAAUCCCUCUUUAGAUCGAUAACUAAUGGGGGGAACGGGCGGUACACUUUCCCCAGUUCGUACCCAAAGGCAUACCAAACAAAGGCAUAAAUUAAAACAAAAAGUUGUAUUCUUCUAUCAAAAAUGUAUUAUAUCGGACAAUGUAGACAUUAUUAGACCUAAAAAAAAGCCCACAUUCCAAAAACAUGGGAUAUCAGAUCUUAUUAUAUUUUUGUGCGUGCGUGUGCGAACGUAAGUACGUGUGCGUGUAUGAAUGUUUUUGUUUUGAGCAUAUAUACAUGUGUACGAAGAGAGGAUCGGUCUUGCGAAAUAUUCUGAUCGAUAUCUCGGAACGGUUAUGCAUAACAAUAAACACCAUCGCUGCACUGUGUAAUCGACACCAAAUUACAAGACAAAAGAAUGCUCUUUGGCUACGAAAAGCCUUCGACAGUCUUAGAAGAGGAACACAAGUUCAAGGACUGGUGACCCUCAUGGACUAUGUGGACCGCACCUGGAUGAGGAGCAGUGUGUGGUCUGUGAGCGCCUGGUCAGUCUUCAACCAGAGUGUGAGGACCAACAACGAUGUGGAGGGCUGGCAUCACCGACUGAACCACCGUGCCCUUGGAACAGCCCCUCCCUUCUACAUGCUCCACACUGAAGCCAGGCUGGUUCCUCUGACAUGCCGGUUCGUCUCAGAGAGGAAGAUGCGACGGCGACAGAGGAAGGCUUUCAGGAAUCUGCAGGGGAAAAUAUUCGAACUGUGGAGACGCUACGCAGAUGGUGAAGUGUCCACUUCGAGAUUCCUGUCUGCCUGUGGAAAGCUGUACGCCCCUGUUGCACACUGA